UCGCCAUAUUAAACCAAGUCAUCACGUGACCAAAGAGUAAAGGUGCAUGCGCCGGGUGAAAUUAACAGUGCAACAUUAAUUUUGGAAAUCUGGAUUUACUGCGUUCGUAUUACUUGUAACGAUGGAUACUCGCAAAUUGACGGACGUUUUGAGAGCGACUAUAGAUCCAAAUCAGAGGCAGCAGGCUGAAGAACAACUUGCCCAGAUACAUAAAAUAAUUGGUUUUGCACCUUCGCUUCUACAAGUAGUGAUGUUGUCUGAUGUUGAUAUGCCCGUGCGCCAAGCUGGUGUAAUAUAUUUAAAGAAUCUUGUCACACAGAAUUGGGCAGACCGAGAAGUAGAACCUGGACAGCCAUUACCAUUUAGCAUACAUGAACAGGAUAGAGCCAUGAUCAGGGAUGCCAUAGUUGAUGCUGUGGUUCAUGCACCAGACAUCAUAAGAGUACAGUUAGCUGUUUGUGUGAGUAAUAUUGUAAAACACGACUUUCCUGGAAGGUGGACACAAAUAGUUGACAAAAUCAGUAUAUAUCUUCAAAAUCCUGAUGCAUCUGGUUGGUCUGGAGCCCUUCUCUGCUUGUAUCAGUUGGUGAAAAUUUUUGAGUAUAAGAAACGUGAAGAAAGAGGCCCUUUAAAUGAAGCAAUGAAUUUGUUAUUCCCAAUGAUAUACCAGUUGUGUGUAAGAUUACUUCCUGAUCAGUCAGAACAGUCUGUAUUACUGCAAAAACAGAUUCUUAAGAUAUAUUUUGCAUUGACUCAGUAUUCUCUUCCAUUGGAACUAAUUUCUCGGGAAGUGUUCUCACAGUGGAUGGAAAUUUGUCGAGCUGUUGUCGAUAGACCUGUACCAGAACAAACAAAUGCUGUGGAUGAAGAUGAUAGAGUUGACUUACCGUGGUGGAAGGCGAAGAAAUGGGCGCUGCAUAUACUGCACAGGAUGUUUGAGAGAUAUGGGAGCCCAGGAAAUGUUACUAAAGAAUAUAAGGAAUUUGCUGAGUGGUACUUGAAAACAUUUUCUGCUGGUAUACUAGAAGUUUUAUUGAAAGUUCUUGACCAUUACAGAAGGAAGAUAUAUGUCUCUCCAAGAGUUGUUCAGCUCACUCUAAAUUACAUAAACUUGGGUAUUGGUCAUGCAUUUUCGUGGAAGUUCCUAAAACCACAUAUGUUUGCUAUUGUUCAGGAUGUAAUUUUUCCUGCCUUGUCAUAUUCACAAGCUGAUGAAGAGUUGUGGAAUACUGAUCCAUAUGAAUACAUCAGAGUAAAAUUUGACAUUUUUGAAGAUUUUGUAUCACCUGUGACUGCAGCCCAAACACUCUUGCACACAGCGUGCAAGAAAAGGAAGGACAUGUUACAGAAGACAAUGCAUUUCAUAAUGCAAGUACUGACAUCACCAAAUGCUGAUCCAAGACAGAAAGAUGGUGCCUUACACAUGGUUGGCACACUGGCAGACAUUCUUAUCAAGAAGAAUAUGUACAAGACAGAAAUGGAUAGUAUGCUUUGUCAGUAUGUUUUUCCAGAAUUUGCAAGUCCUCGUGGCCAUAUGAGAGCUAGGGCCUGCUGGGUUCUCCAUUACUUCAGUGAAAUUAAAUUUAAGCAGGAAGCAGUUCUCGCUGAAGCAAUCAGACUCACUACAAAUGCAUUAUUAAAUGACCAAGACUUGCCUGUCAAGGUAGAGGCAGGCAUAGCAUUACAGAUGUUGUUAAAUGCUCAGGAAAAAUCUGAGAAAUAUGUGGAACCUCAGAUCAAGCAAAUAACUUUAGAACUUCUUCGAAUAAUACGUGAAACAGAAAAUGAUGAUCUCACCAGUGUUAUGCAGAAGGUUGUGUGCACCUUCACAGAACAGCUGAUGCCUAUUGCUGUUGAAAUUUGUCAACAUUUGGUGUUCCAGAAGGAUGGAUAUGAUUACUUUACUGAUAUGAUGCCAGCUCUGCAUAAUUACGUAACUGUAGACACAGCUACUUUCCUCUCCAAUGAAAAUUAUGUGCUUGCAAUGUACAACAUGUGCAAGGCUGUUCUGACAGGUGAUUCAGGAGAGGAUCCUGAAUGCCAUGCAGCAAAAUUGCUUGAAGUUAUCAUUCUGCAGUGCAAAGGACGCAUAGAUCAGUGCAUACCAUCCUUUGUAGAGCUUGUGCUUCAGCGGCUGACUCGUGAAGUUAAAACAUCUGAAUUACGAACUAUGUGUUUGCAAGUUGUGAUAGCAGCACUGUACUACAAUCCACAACUUCUUUUUGAAACUUUGGAGAAACUUCAAAUGGUCGUUUCACCAACUGAAUCAAUUACAUCCCACUUUGUGAAGCAGUGGAUACAUGACACAGAUUGCUUUUUAGGAUUACAUGACCGGAAGCUGUGUGUUCUGGGAUUGUGCACUCUAUUGAGCACGACAGGUGCUGCUCGUUCUGUAGCAUUACCAAAUGAAUGUGCAUCACAGAUAAUUCCUUCACUUAUUCUUCUAUUUGAUGGGCUGAGGAGAGCAUACGUUGCAAAGGCUCAAGAAGGUGAAGAGGAAGCAGAAGAUGAAGAGGAUGAAACUGACAUUGAUCAAGAAAUUUUAUCAAGUGAUGAGGAUGAUAUAGAUGAAGCUCAUCAAGAAUAUCUGGAAAACAUCGAAGAUAAAGUACAUAAAGCUAAUUCACCAUUCACUAUUACUACUAGUAUUCAGGAUGAUGACUCUGAUAGUGAUGAUGAAUUUGAAGCAAAUGAAGAGACUGCGCUUGAAAGCUACACUACUCCACUUGAUGAAGAGAACUGUGAAGUAGACGAGUACAUUGUUUUUAAGGAAUUAAUGCAGAAUAUUCAAGCCAGUGAUCCAACAUGGUAUCAAAUUCUCACUACCGAUUUGACAACUGAACAACAGAAGGCUCUCCAGGAAAUCAUGGUUCUAGCAGACCAGAGGAAGGCAGCAGCCGAGAGUAAGAGGAUAGAGCAGAGUGGAGGUUACGUUUUUAAUCAACAGACAGUCCCUACAUCUUUCAACUUUGGUGGCUCCCCUCUUGGACGAUAAGCCUGUCUGUGGCAGCACAGGUGUCUUGCAUGUGAAAAAAAUAACACCCAGUUGUGUAUGUUACUUCCUGUGCACACAUUCGGAUGUCUGAUAUUGCCAGUGUGAAUUUUACUUGUUGUAAUGUGAAAGACUGAAUUCAACUGCUUAAAAGUUAUAUUUGACUUGUUACAAAAUUUAUUAUUCGAGGUGAACUAAUGACACUUGAGGAAAUAAGUGUUAACGAUCUGUAAAGAACAUUUACUGUGUUAUUCAGGGACAUCAGUUAUAUGUAGCAAUUGUCUGUGCAUCACUUGUGAAUCUUGUGCGUGGGGCAUUUUUAAAAUACUCAAUUUACAAGCUCUUAUUUCUUGUAAAUAUUAGGAGCAGUAUUUCAAAAGUUUGGGAACAUGAACAUAUUUAUUAGUAUUUAUUGAAAACUUCAUAUAUUGUUUAGGUUGAGCUCCAUCACGCAGUUCAUAUUCGGACUGUAGAAGGUGAUCAUAUUAUGUUACUGAUAUUCAGAAUUUCUGAAUCGUUUAUUACACCUUUGGAGCCAAAGGAAAUUAUCUCAGACUCUGAGAUAGAAUAUACAUGUCUCCUAAAUAAAUCACAGAUGUGUGGGCUUGCUUAAGUGUGCCUUCAGUUUAUUUUAUGGAAAUCACCCACGAAUUUAUCAGAUGUGAGAAGGCUGUUGGUCAAUGUUGACAUAUUGGAAAUUGUGGGUAAGCUACUGUCCAUAUGAUAAAAAAUUUUUACUCAAGGUGCUUUGUGACUUGGUCCAAUUGACUAGCACAUUUUAUAAAAUAUAUAUAUACAUAUUUUUUUUCUUUUUAAAUGAAAUAUUCAUGGUACAGUGGUAUCUGAUUACAUUAGAUGCGUGUGUCAGAUCAAAGAGUGCAAUUUACAUCUCGUCUUAUUAUUUGUGUACACUCCAGUCCUGACUAGUCCAUACUGUACAUUAUGUUCCUUUCAAGAGAUGUGUAAUUUGUCUUAAAAGUGUUGAAUCUAUAUUUUCUUAAAAUUCUGGUAAAAGAAAAAUGUAUGUCAGAGAUGAGGUAAAAUGUAUGGAAUAACCAGCCAUGUACUAACUAUAAGAAGCUAAUGAAUGCUUGCUGAAGCUCAAAGGGAGAGAUAUCCAUAUCCGUUUUGUAAACAAGAAUGUAGAAAAUUUGUUGACGAGGGACGACAAAAAUAAUUGCAAGUUUGAUCGUAUGUGUGCUUGUAUGUUAGUCAAGUGAUCUGUGUCACCAGAUCACAUUCAGCAUUA
This is a messenger RNA of Schistocerca cancellata (South American locust), 4241 nucleotides long. It is a transcript of the gene msk, whose product is annotated as importin-7. Gene Ontology annotation, biological process: protein import into nucleus. Lineage: Eukaryota; Metazoa; Arthropoda; Insecta; Orthoptera; Acrididae. Gene Ontology annotation, cellular component: nuclear envelope; cytosol. Gene Ontology annotation, molecular function: small GTPase binding. The record is from RefSeq and is a predicted model, not a curated record.